AUGUAUAUCGUUUUGAUUUCUAUCAAAAAAGAUGUUAAAAAAAAUGGCGGGGUGCAGAUUGAAAAUGAAUACAACAAUGUCCAACUUGCAUAUAGAGAGUUGGGAAAGAAGUAUGUGGAAUGGGCAGCCAACAUGGCCGUUAAACUAUAUGAUCAAAUCCCAUGGGUUAUGUGCAAGCAGAAGGAUGCCCCUCCUACUGUGAUUAGUACAUGCAAUGGAAGGCACUGUGGAGAAACAUUUGUAGGUCCCAAUGGUCCUGAUAAGCCUUCACUCUGGACUGAGAACUGGACUGCACAGUACAGAACAUUCGGUGACCCUCCAGCACAGAGAGCAGCAGAAGACAUUGCUUUUGCUGUUGCACUCUUCUUUGCCAGGAACGGAACCCUUAACAAUUACUACAUGUACCAUGGUGGAACCAAUUUUGGUAGAUCAAGCUCUUCAUUCGUGACAACUCGUUACUAUGAUGAAGCACCCCUUGAUGAAUAUGGGUUGAGAAGGGAGCCAAAAUUCGGCCACCUGAGGGACUUGCACAGGGCUUUGAGGCUGUCCAAGAAGGCUUUGCUGUGGGGAACUCCAAGCACACAAAAGAUUGAUGGGGAUACCCAGAUCAUAACAUUUGAGAAGCCUGGUGAUGCGAGCGUUUGUGCUGCUUUCCUGAUUAACAACAGAACUGCAGACGCAACAACCUUAAACUUCAGGGGAACAGAUUAUUAUUUGCCUGAAAAAUCCAUCAGCAUCUUGCCUGACUGCAAGACUGUUGUUUUCAACACCAUGACGGUUGUCUCACAACACAACGCAAGAAACUUCCAUGAGGCGGCCACGGCCGCAGCUCUUGAUUGGGAAUUUAUCCCUGAAAACCUCCCAAAACCAGACCAAUUGCCACUCAAGAGCAAGGCACCUAUGGAGCUGUAUACUUUGACAAAGGAUACCUCUGAUUAUGCUUGGUACAGCACCAGCAUCAAGUUCAACAACCGAGACUUGCCUAUGAAGGCUGAUAUCCUCCCAGUCCUCCAGGUUUUGAGUCUUGGCCAUGCAUUGUCAGCUUUCAUUAAUGGCGAAUACGUAGGAUUUCAGCACGGAAACAACAUAGAAAAGAGCUUUGUGUUCCAGAAGCCUAUCAGCUUAAAACCUGGAGUCAAUGAAAUCCUGCUCCUUGGAAACACUGUUGGAUUUCCGAAUAGCGGAGCAUACAUGGAAAAGCGAUUCGCUGGACCCCGAGCAGUUACACUUCAAGGUCUCAUGUCCGGAACUCUUGAUAUUACCAUGAACAACUGGGCGCACCAGGUUGGUUUGGAUGGUGAAAGGCUACAAUAUUUCACUGAGGAAGGCACUGGCAAAGCAGCAUGGAAGAAACUCAACGCUGGAGGAAACUUGGGAGGAGUAAAUGCUCCCUUGACAUGGUACAAGACCUACUUUGAUGCGCCAGAAGGCAAUGGUCCGAUUGUUGUCCAGAUGAACAAAAUGGCUAAGGGAAUGAUCUGGGUUAAUGGCAGAAGCAUUGGUCGCUACUGGGUUUCUUUCCUGUCUCCCUUGGCUCAGCCUACUCAACUAGAGUACCAUAUUCCAAGAGCAUUUGUGAAGCCAACCAAGAACUUGCUAGUUGUACUUGAGGAAACAGGAGGAGACCCAAGGGAAAUCAAGAUCAUGACAGUGAACAGAGACAUAAUCUGCAGCUACAUUACGGAGUAUCAUCCACCCCAUGUCAAGACCUGGGAAAGGACAGGCAACCAGAUGAGGGCCAUCCAAGAAAAUGUCACCUCAGGAGCUCACUUGACUUGUCCUGAUAACAAGAUCAUCAAGUCUGUCGAUUUUGCUGGCUUUGGUGAUCCUUAUGGUGUCUGUGGUUCUUAUGCCGUCGGCAAAUGCAACGCCCCUAACGCCCUCCAAAUCGCCAAACAGCUCUGCGAGAACAAGAAGGACUGCACAAUCCCAAUGGACAAAGCAGUGUUCUUUGGGGCAACCGAUGCGUGCCCAGAUGUUAGAAAGACCUUGGCAGUGCAAGUCAGGUGUGGGCAUCCAGGAGUUGAAACUGGGAAAGAUGAUCUUGACAUUACCGAUAGUAUAGACAAGGCAUAA
Oldenlandia corymbosa var. corymbosa is the source of this 2076-nucleotide messenger RNA. NCBI's taxonomy places the organism in Eukaryota, Viridiplantae, Streptophyta, Magnoliopsida, Gentianales, Rubiaceae. The record is from the annotation of a GenBank genome assembly.